Messenger RNA from Portunus trituberculatus (swimming crab), 3415 nucleotides. RefSeq names its product activin receptor type-1-like (gene sax). Gene Ontology annotation, molecular function: ATP binding; transforming growth factor beta receptor activity, type I; SMAD binding. Gene Ontology annotation, cellular component: BMP receptor complex; plasma membrane. Gene Ontology annotation, biological process: cellular response to growth factor stimulus; dorsal/ventral pattern formation; BMP signaling pathway. Bases 6 to 1796 code for a protein of 596 amino acids. The record is from RefSeq and is a predicted model, not a curated record. The transcript is spliced from 11 exons. NCBI's taxonomy places the organism in Eukaryota, Metazoa, Arthropoda, Malacostraca, Decapoda, Portunidae.
UCAAGAUGGCCGCCUUAGUCAGCCUGUUUGUCCUCAUCCUCACCACAACAUCAGUCUUUUCUCGCAUCCCUGAAGAAAAUGGAGAUAGUGAGGACAAGACAUGGAGGGGCGGAGGAGAAGAGGACGGAGGAGGAGGAGGAGGAGGAGGAGGAGGAGAAGAAGAGGAGAAUUCACUAGUGGCUCUUAUUUCUAAAGCGUCUUCAGAGGUGAACAAGGACCCCUCAAACUUAUCCCUCCUGGUGGUCCCUCAAAACACCACAUUACAAGGCCUUCCACCACACACCACCGCCACCACCACCGCACCAGACAACACGCCACAGCCCCUUGUGUCUUGCCUGAAGUGCCUGGAACCCAGCUGUCACACCCUCACCACCUGUCACAAUGCUAUCAAGUGUUGGAAGGCCCAGAUCAUGACAGACAGUGGUGAUGUGUUGAGUGACAGAGGGUGUGUGUCGAAGGCUGACCAUGUGUUGAUGCAGUGUAACAUUAAAGGCAAUCCAGAACGCUUCCUUGUCAUCGAGUGUUGCCAGUUCGACUACUGCAAUAAUGGCUCCCUCCCUGCACUGCCCUCCAUGAGCACUGGUGGUGGUGGUGACUCCCAGAUAAUGCGAGUGUUUCUGUGGCAUGUCCUUCCGAUCCUGGGCGUGGUGGUGGUGGCGGUGGUGGUGAUCCUGCUGCUGCGUCGAGCCCACCACCGCCGCAUGAGGGAAUAUGCCGCAGCCGCCACCUCCGCCCUGCCACUCCACCACAGCCUCUACCGCGAUGACUUCAGGGCCACAGCAGCGGGCGACUCCACUCUUAGGGAGAUCUUCAAUGACUCCAUCACGUCAGGCAGUGGCUCCGGCCUUCCUCUGCUCAUCCAGCGCACUCUAGCAAAGCAGAUCUGGCUGGCGGAAGUCAUUGGCAAGGGGCGGUAUGGUGAGGUGUGGUGUGGAGUGUGGCAGGGGGAGAAGGUUGCCGUCAAGAUAUUUUUCUCCCGCGAUGAGGCAUCCUGGGCCAGGGAGACAGAGAUCUACAGUACCGUCCUCCUCCGCCACGAAAACAUCUUAGGCUUUUAUGGCUCGGACAUGACAUCUCGUGGGUCCUGCACACAACUCUGGCUGGUUACGCACUACCAUCCACGGGGCUCCCUGUAUGAUUACCUCACCACGCACACCCUCGACCACACCAGUCUCGUCACCAUCGCCCUCUCCACCAUCAACGGACUCUUGCACCUUCACACGGAGAUCUUUGGGAGUCAGGGAAAGCCAGCCAUUGCUCACCGGGAUAUUAAGUCGAAGAAUAUACUGGUGAAGCUGAAUGGUGCCUGUGUAAUCGCUGACUUUGGCUUGGCAGUCAUGCACACACAGACCACCGGAGAGAUCAACAUCAGCAGCAAUCCCCGAGUCGGCACCAAGCGCUACAUGAGUCCGGAGGUGCUCAAUGAAACGAUCAACAUGAGCGUGUUUGAGUCGUUCCGUAAGGUGGACAUCUAUGCGCUGGGCCUGGUGCUGUGGGAGGUGUGUCGCCGCUACGUGUCCAAUGGCCUGGUGGACGACUACCGUGUGCCCUUCCAUGACCAGGUGCCCGGCGACCCCAGCUUUGAUGACAUGAAGAAGGUGGUGUGUGUGGAUCAGCAGCGCCCAAUGAUACCCAACAGGUGGACCAGUGACCCAGUUCUGGCAGGCAUGUCCAAGAUAAUAAGGGAAUGCUGGCACCAAAACCCCAAUGUGCGACUGACAGCUCUGAGGGUCAAGAAGUCCCUGAUGAAACUAGCACAGGAUGAGACCAAGAAUAAGAUCGACAUUGAGUACUGAAGGAGGCGGAGAAGAGGAGUGAAGAGGAAAGGAAAAAGAGGAGGCAGAGGAAGAUAGGAUGGUAUGAUGCUAUUUAUUGAAGCCUUCCUGUGUAUGUGUGUAUGUGUGUAGGGGUAGUUGUAGUAGUAGUAGUAGUAGUAGUAGUAGUAGUAGGGGUUGAUAUUUUAUUUGGGGAAAAAGAUUGGUAUAUUUUGUUAGUUUUUUGUUAUUAUUUUGCGUUCAUAGAAGGUUUAUUGAAGAAGGAGGAGGAGGAGGAGGAGGAGGAGAAGGAGGAGGAAGAAGAAGAAGAAAGGUGAUAGAAGAGUCCAGUUUGUGUCAUUGAAGGAAGGAAAAAGGAGAAGGAAGGAGGAGGAGGAGGAGGAAGAAAGGUGAUGCAAGAGUCCAUUUUAAGGAAGGAAGGAAGGAGGAGAAGGAGGAGGAGGAGGAGGAGGAAGAAAGGUGAUACAAGAGUCUAGACUGGCAUUGAAGGAAGGAAGGAGGGAUGGAAGGAAGGAAGGAAAGAAGGAAGGAAUAUGUGUGUUUAGUUUGUGAUGUUUAUGAAAAGAUUUUUACUGUUACGUUAAUGCUUAUUUUGGUGAUACGAUGACGUUACUUUGUUUAAUCUCUCUCUCUCUCUCUCUCUCUCUCUCUCUCUCUCUCUCUCUCUCUCUCUCUCUCUCUCUCUCUCUCUCUCUAAGUCAACCAUAGCAUAAGUUUAGCCUAAGAUUAUUAACUUGGAUAUAAAAACACACAAUUUUUACUACAAUUACCAAAUGUGUGUGGAAGCUGUGUUCUUUCUCUUUCUUCUUUUUUUUACAAGGAUAGGGAUAAAGAAAAUGUAUAUAGCUGUGAUUUUUCGUUUUUUUUUUUUUCUUUUUACAAGAAUAGGGAUAAAAAAUGUAUAUAGCUGAUUUUUUUUUUUUUUUUUUUUUUUUUUUUUUUUUUUACAAGGAUAGGGAUAAAAAAAAUGCUGUAAAUAGUGUGACGAUUUAUUUUUAUAACGUUUUUUGAGGCUUUCCGAGCAGCAGCAGCAGCAGCAGCAGACUUGUUGUAUUUUAUUGUAUUGUGUGAUAGAGACGAGGAGGAGGAGGAGGAGGAGGAGGAGGAUGGGAGUGGUGAUGAUGGUGAUAGUGGUGGUGGUGAAGGAUAAUGAAGGAAGAAUGUUAGAUGAUGAAAGGAAUAAAGGAAGUUGAUAAUGGUGAUGAUGAUGGUGGUGGUGGUGGUGGUGGUAAUGGUGAUGGCAGUGGUGAUGAGGGACAGUGAAAGAACGUUAGAUGAUGAAAGGUAUAAAGGAAGGUGGUGAUAUUGAUAGUGUGAUGACAAUGAUAAUGGUGAUGGUGAUUUUGAUGAAGGAUAGAAUGACAUGGUGAGGAUGAUAAGAGGAAGGAAGAAAAGUGGUGAUAAUGAUAGUAAGAGUGAUAACGAUGGUGGUGAUGGUGGUGAUGAUGAUGAUAGCAGUACUCAUGGUAGUCAUAAUGGUGAUGAUAGUGAUGAAAUUGAGUAAAGUCACCAUCACUAAAUGCUUUGAUGAAAUUUAAGGAUAGAAUGAAUGUGAAUAGUGAAUAACUAACACACACACACACACACACACACACACACACACACACACACACACACACACACACACACACACACACACA